Messenger RNA from Helobdella robusta, 2741 nucleotides. RefSeq lists its product as hypothetical. Gene Ontology annotation, biological process: regulation of Arp2/3 complex-mediated actin nucleation; cell migration. Bases 1 to 2160 code for a protein of 719 amino acids. Gene Ontology annotation, cellular component: lamellipodium; plasma membrane. The record is from RefSeq and is a predicted model, not a curated record. The transcript is spliced from 21 exons. Lineage: Eukaryota; Metazoa; Annelida; Clitellata; Rhynchobdellida; Glossiphoniidae.
AUGUUAACUGGCAGAUCACACGUUGAGAAGAUAUGCGACGCCUUACAUGCCAACAAGUUCACCCUCCUAAAUUCCAUCAACAUCUCCAAGAACAGCCUGGAUGACAAAAGUGUGCAGUUAUUGUGUUCGUUGAACAUACAGUGGCAGUGUCUGAACCUUGCAGAAACAUGCAUUCCCACUGGUGUCAUCAACACAAUCUUCGGUCCAACAAAUAAGUUUCAGAGAUUAACUCAUCUGGACAUGUCCAAGAUCGUCUUUAAAAGUUCAGGCUCUCAGGUUUUGUUAUUAUUUUUGUCGAAACCCAAUGAAGUUGAAACACUGGUUCUGGAAUACACGGAUGUACCCCUUGAAAAUUUGGUGGUCAGUUUGAAAGGAGGUUGUGUCGAUCAUCUGAAAACUUUGAACCUCUGUGGAACCCAGCUGAGUAGAAAGAAGAUGAACGAACUCCACUUUAACAGUUGCAAAACUUUUUUAUCAACUGCUCAGUCGCUACGCUUCGUUAAUCUUAGUCACUGCCAUCUCACUCCUGACUAUUUGAAGCAGGUCCUGCUGGGAAUAGCUGUUAACAGAAACAUGCGCAAUGUUGAGUUGAAACUAGCCGGGAAUUCACUGGAUCAGAGAUUUGCAGAUGUAUUUGAAGUUUCACUACCAAUGUUGUCAAACAUCAACUCUCUGGACAUCAGCAACAACAAUUUUUCUGUUGACGACCUGAAGUUGAUUUUCAAAAAGUUGCCUCAAACAAGUAACCUGAAGAAACUUUUUGUUGGCAAGAACUUGUUGAACAACAAAACAAGAAGUUUGGAGCCGUUCGUGAAUGCUCUGGUGGAUUACUUGCAAGAUGAUCAAGCCACAAUUGAGUGCCUGUACAUGGAAGACAUGUCGCUGAGGAGUGACGCCUACACUUUCAUCAAUCAUUUGGGAUCUGAUGUUACCCUGCUCGAACUCAACAUCGGUGGCAACAGCAUCGGUCCAACAGGGGGUCGUUUGUUGUCGAAGACCCUCCAAGUCAACAACUGCCUGCAGACUCUCAUGCUUGACAAAAAUGAUCUCAACAUUUCUGCACUCCAAGAUAUCGCUCACGGACUGACCAGGAACAAGACGCUGAGAAACCUGCCCUUGCCUCUGCACGACAUCCUUGCAAUCAGCAAGAACAAUCUUGAAAGAGUUGAUAAGCUGGAUGCUGUUGUCAAAAAGAUAACCAGUUUAUUGCAAAGGAACAACUCACCAACUCAACUCCUGGCAAACGAUCAGUUUUCUAAACAGCUACUGAACUACGAUGUUGGAGAAACCCUGGAUAAGAUGGUGGUGAGCAUGGAGAUGUAUGUAGACAGGCUGGAAGGUACGCAACAGCUGAAGAACCAACUGAACGAAACAAUAAGCACUGCCCAUAAACUCAUUCAGGAAUCAAGGCUUUUUAUCGAAAUAUACAAAGAUAUAUACGACAUGGUCCAAUCAGCUGCUGAACAAAAAGCCACCACCAAUCACAACAAGCCACAUCACGAUGACAAUGAAAUGCUGAUCGAAAAAAUUAAGAUCAGAUCUCCUUUGGAUACAGAGCUAACAAAAUUAAAGACCAGACAAGAUACUUUAGAUCCAAAGUUCUUGUUAACGAAUUCAACGUUAUCAGGCAUCAUGAAACGGAGCGUGGAUGACAUUAACCACACAUCUCCGUUUGCACUACUCAGCAUGUUCAAAAAUGUGGCCUUCGACAUGGCAAACAACGUGGAAGAACUCAUGGAUUUGAUGCUCUUGAAGGAGCAAGAAUGUCAUCUGUCCUCAAGUCCCAUGGAGUCAUCCAUGAACAACAAUCUGCGAUUCUCUACAUUAUUGGGAAAGAAAAAAGAUCAGGUCAGUCUCAACAACAUGACUGAUUCACUCUUUCCCGACUUCUCCAUGAAAACUCUCAAGAAGGCUCGACCCACUUCCAUACUUACUGAUCUGCCAGACCUGCCAGUGACGUCAUCAUCAUUGGAACACCUCAACCUGCAACGUCCGAAGAUGAUGAAGAAGCACAAGAUCACUCUGCCCGUCAUAACAUUCAGUGACAAAAAAUAUGACGUGGUGACGAAGUUGAAAGAAUCUUCUACUUUCAGUUCUCUGUCAGGUAGCAAGCAGAGCGUAGCAUCAUCUCAGGAUACAGAUGAGGAAUACAAAAACUGAAGGCUAUCAUCGAGCAGCAACAUUCAUUAGGCUAGCCAAAGAUGCAUGUUGCCAACUAAAUUAUAGAGGCGUUCAACUAGAUCUUCAAUCACUAACGUGGAAUUCUCGGUUCGCAUGUUAUAAUUUUAGAAUAUCUCUUUACUUUCUAAAUUGACCAUAUAGCAUUCUAUCAUCAUGAUCCUCAAUGUCUUUCUCGACCUAUCAAGACCAAGUGAUUGAAGAUUUCCUCUCCAAAUUUAAUUAGGUUCAUCGUGACCAACUUGUUUUUAAUGACAGUUUGUUUUACAUUCCAGUUUUGUUGUUUUAAUUUUCUCUUGAAUGUGAUAUAAGCGUUGUUUUUUAUCUUCGGUUUAGAAAAAUCACAAAUUAUUUACAUUAAGUCUACUUUUUUUAACCAUAUAAGGUGGUUUUGUUGUUCAAAUUGAAUUUCAAUUAUCGUUUCUGCGUCAAAUUUACUUUGACGAUAAACACCAAGUUUUUUUUUCUUAUUUAUUUGAAACGCUUAUUAUAAACUUUUUUGUAUUCAAUUUCACUUCCGAUUAUAUACAACUUUUGUCUCAGGUAUCAAAUUUAAUAAACUG